This is a messenger RNA of Cooperia oncophora, 987 nucleotides long. The record is from the annotation of a GenBank genome assembly. NCBI's taxonomy places the organism in Eukaryota, Metazoa, Nematoda, Chromadorea, Rhabditida, Trichostrongylidae.
AUGAAGAUGUCGUUUACAAAGCCUCGGCUGAAUUUCGAGAGCCAAACGGAAGCGCUGCGUCGGAAGCAAGAGAACAUGGAAUACAAAAAGAUUAUUCAAUCCGUCGAUGCCAGUCAGAAGUACGGAAAGAUCGAUCAUAUGGAGAAUUUCGGAGCAGAGCUUCGGGCUGUGAAUCGGCAGUUGAUAAACAUCAUCAACAUUGUGAUAACAGUUGUCGGCGCUUUUUUCUUUGGAUUCUCCGGUGUUCAAUUUGCAUAUCCUCAUUUACAUCUGGAUAUCUCCACUCGAUUCAUUAUAGAAAGCUGGCUAGCUGCUAGUGAUAAUCUUUGCCGCAUCUGCCUCUUUAAGUUGUCAGAUUGCCUCUCAUCCAGUGCCUCUGAUGAGAGUCGGUGUCUUUCGCACUUCAUCCAAGUCCGAGAUGCAGUCUUCGCAAUGAAAACUGUGGACCAUAUGCUGGUCUGUGGUGACUCGAAAGGUCGUAUUUUUGCUUACGAUUGGUCCGAAUUGAUAAAGCGCACAGAUGUUCCACCGAAAACCCUGUUCUGCUUCGGCGCGUUCGAUGGUGCACAGUGCUCGGUUCCUGGUCCACACGAGGUCAAUGGUCUGAUGUACUGCAAUGAAAGAGAACGUCUUUAUGUCGGUGGAGCAGCAGAUAAUGCGGUCAGAGAGUUUGAUGUCAAUGUACCCCACAAGCCCCUGCGGUCUUUCUCCGGACAUUCAUCAACCGUUUGUGAAUUGGCGUCAGCUUCAAGUGAUCAAUUAUUAAGUGCCUCAGCUGACGGAACUGUACGUGUGUGGGAUGUUAGGGGACGUACUGAAAGCCAUGUGAUUAAAGUAGCAGAUGAACCAAGGGUAGAUACGGGAGUUACGGGGAAAUUGGGCAAGUUCAUUCGGGAAGUGUUUGACACGAAAACAGUGAUCCUUGUAAGAGCACCGCUCAUAGCUUUCGAGUGUGGUAAUCGUGCUGUCUGGGAGAACUGGCGAUGA